UGUCAAUGCUGGUUCCAACACACGUAAUCAGGAAUCGAGCAUUAGGUAGCUGUUUUCGAGGACCAUCGCAUAGAAAACUGUCAGCAACGCGAGCGUGCGAGCAAGGUCCAAAGCAGGCUCAAACAUAUCCGGCCCAACGUGCACCAAUUCGGCAGAGCCGCCUGUAUUCCAGCGAGAGCGGUCUGGACAAGAUGCCUGCAGCAGCCAAAGAGAAGAAAUUGGACGUACCGCGACCAAGCUCCAGUGUCCUACUCAUCUCACCCCAAAACCAGGUCUUGCUCCUCCAGCGCGUGAAGCAAUCCUCAUCAUUCCCGAGCGCACACGUCUUCCCGGGAGGAAACGUCUCCGCAUUCCACGAUGGCGAAGCCCCAGCAGCAGACUCUCCCUUGAGACACGAAGACAGCGAAGUAUACCGCAUGGCCGCCAUUCGGGAGACAUUCGAAGAAUCCGGAAUCCUCCUCGCGCGGAACAAUGGAUUCGGCCGCCUCAUCGAAGUCCCCGAGGCCGAGCGCGAGGCCGGCCGGAAAGCGGUCCAUGCAGAUCAAAUCCCUUUUGAGAAAUGGCUCGCGCAGAAAGGCGGCCGAGCGGACCUCGAUGGUCUGAUACCCUUUACGCGAUGGGUCACGCCGACAAACGUACCGCGUAGAUUCACGACGCAGAUGUAUCUAUACUUCCUGCCGACCUCGAAAUCGGCGUCGGGCGUGAACGAUGCGUUGGCAGAGGCGGCGGAGAGCGAGGCGGAAGUUCGUAUUCCCACGCCGACGACGGAUGGCGGCAAGGAGCACACGACUGCACGUUUUCUGCCUGCGUCGGCAUGGUGUAGAUUAGCGCAGGAGGGAAGAUUGAUCAUGUUCCCACCGCAGUUUUUCCUGCUCCAUUUGGUUGCACAAUACCUCGAUGGGCUCGAUGCGCCGUCAGCAUACGGGUCAUUGUCGAGGGCACCUCUUGAGCGGGCAGAGCUAGAGGCACGACGGAAGCGGCUAUUCGAAUUUGUGAAAAGCGGUUCACCUGCCUGGACCGACAUGUGCAUUUCACCCGGACCUGUGCCGCUGAGUAAGAAGCGUGAGGAUGGACGAUCGGUCAUGGGCUUGCAUCGGCCGGGAUUGGAGCUCGAGCAAGCGGGCUUGAAGCGUGAAGGAUGCAAAGACUACUUUGUACUGACGGCUUUCAGCAAGGAAGGCCCAAGGAACCUUGCAGUCAUCACGAGAGAGGAAGCGCUGCAGGCUGGCGCGAAGUUAUGAUCUGACGAACAUAAGAUGUAAACACGAACUAAAAGUCCAAAAUGCAAUUGUAAUGCACAUAUGCGGAUGAUUGCGAAUGCUUUUUUGUUUCUUCAUGGUUCGUAUAAAG
Molecule: messenger RNA, 1350 nt
Organism: Dissoconium aciculare CBS 342.82
Lineage: Eukaryota; Fungi; Ascomycota; Dothideomycetes; Mycosphaerellales; Dissoconiaceae
Exons: 1
Coding region: 192-1241 (349 amino acids)
Cellular component (GO): mitochondrion
Molecular function (GO): hydrolase activity, acting on acid anhydrides, in phosphorus-containing anhydrides
Source: RefSeq, a predicted model, not a curated record